This is a messenger RNA of Uloborus diversus, 5017 nucleotides long. Its product is annotated as ras-related protein Rab-32-like. NCBI's taxonomy places the organism in Eukaryota, Metazoa, Arthropoda, Arachnida, Araneae, Uloboridae. The coding region runs from base 3 to 686 and encodes 227 amino acids. The transcript has 9 exons. Gene Ontology annotation, biological process: vesicle-mediated transport. Gene Ontology annotation, molecular function: GTP binding; GTPase activity. Gene Ontology annotation, cellular component: trans-Golgi network; vesicle; Golgi apparatus. The record is from RefSeq and is a predicted model, not a curated record.
GAAUGAAUCACUAUGUGCCUGCUUCUACUUAUUCAGAGGAUACAGAAGACCAAAAUGGUUCCAGAUAUGAGAUGAAGGAGCUGAUGUUUAAAAUAUUAGUUAUUGGUGACUAUGGUGUUGGUAAAACAGCUAUUAUCAGAAGAUAUACCGAAGGAACAUUUACUCAGAAUUAUAAAAUUACAAUUGGUGUUGAUUUUGCAAUCAAAUCUUUGCAGUGGGACGAAAACACUUUGAUAACUCUACAAUUGUGGGACAUAGCUGGACAUGAAAGAUUUGGCUACAUGACUGGUACCUACUAUAGGCAUUCGCAAGCGGCAAUCAUUGUUUUUGAUUUGGUUAGAAUUGCUACCCUUGAAUCAGUGAUAAAGUGGCAUAAGGAUCUUAAAGAAAAAGUUGUAACAUCUAAUGGUUUGCCUCUUCCUGUGAUAUUGCUUGCUAAUAAGUGUGAUGUUCAUGGUGUUACAAUUCCGUGUGAUUAUUUGAAACAGUUUUGUAAGCAGAACAACAUACUUGCAUGGUUUUUUUCAUCAGCCAAAGAAAACAUCAAUAUUGGUGAAGCCAUAAAAUAUCUCGUUGAAAAAAUAAUUCAUACGCAAAAGCUGAACCCAUAUGAAUCAACAAGAAUCAACAGUACAUCUUUCCAGCUAACAGCGAAGAAAAUUGUCAAGAAAAAGAAAUGUUGUUGAAGGAAUGAAAUGAUUUAAUCCUUAUCAUGUAUUCUUCUACCUUUGCUAAAAGGUGGGAAAUGGCUUCAUAAAAGUCGAGAAUGUUUCCAAGUUGUUGAUAUGGUGCAGAUAUUUAUUGGUCUGAAAAUGUGUGGUUGUGAAUUUCUUUGUCUCUGAAAGAUGGUGAGUUUCCAGUGAUUGAACAAAAUUGCCUGUGUCGUAGGUCAUAUUGUUGGCAUUUCAUUUUUUUUCCUUUCAUGAUUUUAUCAUUAAAACUUUUACUUAGCAUGUCUGCAUCUUAAUAUGUUUUGUGCCAUGUGUAGAGCUGCAGAGCUUUAGUACGAGCCAAAGAAAUUAUUUUUUUUUUUGUUAUCCAAUUGCACCAUUGCCAUGAAUUGUUUGAAAGCAGCUAUACACAGUGCACAUGAAUUAAGUAUUCAUGUUUUUUUAUUCUUACCGCAUUGCUCCGCAUCAGCAGAUAUGCCAAUUCGGAGUUGAUCAGGUUUUCAAUAAUUUUGCCUUGCAUGCGACAAAAAACUAGUUUAGAAAAAUAUUUAAUACUGGAAAAUCGCCCGAAGUAAUUGCCUGUUUCGAGAUAUUUUGAUACUUGAAAUCUUAACUCUAACUCUCUAACUCCAGUGGAUUAACCUUAAGCUAAAGUAGAUAGCGUUAAGCUGUUGACCACUUAUUUAAACUUUUUUUUUAUGUUCGAAAUUGAAAUAAUUCUUAAUUCAGAUAUAAAGCUGUUAAAUUAAUUUUUUGUUUGAUUAAUGCUAUUAUGAAAAAUGCAAAUAUUUUUAUUAUUAUAAAAUAAAAAAACUGGGCAUGUAAAAAUUUUAUUUGGGCAUAUAUUGUUUAUUUUGACAAAUAUACCCAUUAGGGCAUGUCAAAUAUUAAAGAUUUUUCUAAACGUGGUGCAAUUAUAAAAUACAAUUCAGGUCCACAAAUGCUUAUUGAAACUGAGAAAGCAAAUUUACUUUUUUUUUUCAAAAUAAACCCAAAAUUAUCCGACAUGCCAGAUAAUUCAAAUUUUCCAGCGUGCUGGUCCACCUUACUUAAUUCCGGCAUGCCAGCUGGUGCAGGAUAAUACGGUACUUUUUGUGUGUGUAUUUGUGGUGAAACUUUUUAUCUUGUUAUAUGUACAUAUGUUUUUAUCUCAUUUUUUUUUUGCGAAAUUUUAUUUAUUCUGAUAUUGAUCACAAAUCAAAUCGUCUUGAUAGGAACAUUCUGUAAGGCAGUUGUAAAUAGUGUUAGGAAUUUAAUUUUUCAUUGUAUGUUGUACUUAAUUUUUUUACCUGUAAUGUUAUAAACUUGAUCUCCAAACUUCUUGUUACGUUUUGCAUCAUUGUCAAUUCAAAUGAAGUUAUUAAUCCAUUAACUUACGGAAUAAAUAUUAAUAAAAGAUCAUUUUAAUUAAAUUUUUAUGCAUAAUUUGUAUCUCAUUUUGCCAAACUGGUGCUAUGAACUACCUAUUCAAAUAUUUUUUAAUCUUUUGUGAUGUUAUCUGGUGAAGCUAAAAUUAUUAAAUGUUGGAAGUAUAAAAUUAAUCUUUAAAUGAAAUUGUUAUAGAGGUAUAAAAAUACUUUUUGUAGCAUAAAAUACGUUCUAUUAAUUUAAUUAAAUUAAGUACAGUUCACUUAGAAAUCUGUUUUUAAUUAUAAAUGUUAUGUAAGAAAAAUGUUUUUUGUGUCAAAAAAAAAAAAAUGAAAAGAAUUUGUUAAGCAAACUAGUUCUAUUAAAUUAAUUUCAACUGCAAUAAUGUUUUUAAAAAAUAGCAUGAUUCUUUGCAUUUGCUUUUGUCUGAUUUUCAAGACUUAGGAAUCUAAAUAUUUGAUACAUUGGCAUUUUGCAUAUCAAUUCUCAUGGCACAAAGUUAUCAGUUUUUAUGUUAGGAUACUUGUGAAAGGUUUCAUCAAAAACUAAAGGAUGCUAUCUAACUAUAGUCCUUAUUUUCACAUAAUAUUUGAAAUCUCUACAAUCUUACAUGAUAGCUUAAGUGGUUUCAUUCAAAAAGAGUUAACAGUAUAUUUAAAACUAGAAGCACCUACAAGCGAUGUCCAUGCUAAAAAUUUAAUGGAAGUCUGUUGAAUAAAAAAAACUUGACGCCCCCACCCCCUCUGAUGUGAAAUGAUAAUUUUUGUUUGUAUAAAAUGCAUACACACCUUUUCAAAAAAAAAAAAAGAAACUAUUGAAGUUUCUUUGGAAUUAAAAACUUUUUGUCAAAUCAUUAAAUUAUAUUUACAGUUGCUUUAAAACUCUAUUUAGCGAGUGAAGCAGUUUUUACUGCAAUUUAAAAUUUUUCGCCAAAUAAACAAAAAAAAAAAAAAAGACAUCAAAUAAUAUCUUUCAAAUGUAAAAAUAAUUCCGCAGCUCUAUUGUUUAUCGCCAAACUUGCCCAGCAACCAUACUAUCAUAAUCCAUCCGUCUAACAAAAAAAAUAUAUGUAUUGGAACAUUCAAAAAUUAUCGUCAGAAAAAAAAAGUGUCUUACAUUUCACUCGGAUAAAAACAAAUCAAGAGUUUCUUUUCUUUCUAAACAAAUCGCCAAAACAAUUAAUUACACUUAUGGUUGCUUUAAAACAAUAGUCCUAGACUGAACUGCUUUGUGCCUAACGCGCCAAGGGACCAUGCUACCAGAACCCAGUCCUUUUGCCAGUGAAGCGGGUGUUUUUUUUUUUUUUGGCAGUAAUAAAUAUUUCGCCAAACAAACAAAAAAGUGUAAAAUCACAUUAACAGUAGCUUUCAAAUCUUUAUAUAUUAAGAGCUGCGUAGCUCGGUCUACCUUGAGAAUAAAAAUUGUGUCAAGUGACAUAUAUUCAACAAUCAGGCUUAAAUAAAAGGAAGAAAAAAACACCAUACAAAAUUACCCUUCCAAACAAUGACGACAGAUACUACAAUACUUUUAAAAAAUUAAAAUGCAAAAGAUGGAUUUUAAAAGCAUAACCAUGGAAACACAAAAUAAAAUAAGUUUAAGAAGUUAAAUGCAAAAUAAGAAAAGAAACAAUGGAUUCAAAAAGCGUAACUGUGGAAACGCGAAAAUAAAAUGGUUGACAACCUGAAUCAAAAUCACAUUUUUCGAAUUUGAUUUAAAAAUGCUGGUAACUUUUUUCCUUUGAAGGUGGAAGCUAAGUUUUUCGACCAUUGGUCAAGAGAGAUCUAGAGUAAAAAAAUGUCACUUUUUCCAAUGGUGUCAAAAAGAAAACUCUGGGACAACUCCUUCACUUUUUAUUGAUAAAUUUAAUGAAGAAAGUAGUGCCUAAAUUUCAGCUAAGCCUAAAAAAGUUCGAGCUAAAAACGCAAAUUACUCCCGCUGUAAUUAAGUUAGAGCAAUGAAAGAAAUUGUUUAGAACGCGGAAAAUUCUAGCUUUUUCAACGAUAUAUUCUAAUAUGUGCAUUGUGCAAGUAAUUUUUCACUCCCAUAUUCUAGAAUUUAUGUGAAAUUUAGGCCUAAAUUAAAAUAAAAAAAAUUAUCGGACUAUUUAUCGGAUUUUUUCGAAUUAUAGCCUAUGUCACUCUGUAAGAAAGCACCUUUCAUAUAGUGAAGGAAUUUUUCAAAUAGGUGCUACUCGAACAUAUAAACACACAAAAAUCCGCCCUCUCUCUUUAAAAUAUUAAUAUAGAUGAGCUUUUAUAAAUAUAUUUUCAGAGCUUCUUUAAAUUAGCUUAAUACAUAGUUUCUAUAAAAUAUUUGUUCUGAAUGCAAUGAAUGUACUAAAUGCAAAUAUUUAAAUGCUUAAUUUGCAACUUCUGUGAGAGUCAUGUAAAAUGCCACAAAAUAGAAAUAAGAGACUAGUUAGUAUGUUUGAGCUUUUUACGGUUGAAACAACUUAUAAAUUUAAGUGUUGUUAGAACUUUAGGAUUAUAUAUAUAUAUGUAUAUUUAUAAAUAUAUAUCAAAUAUAUGAUAAGAAUUUGCUUUACAAAUGCAUUGAACCUUUGUGCACCAGACAAUAUUCUGAGCUUAGUGAUGCUUUCUCAAUCUCUUAUCACUUAGAUUAAAUUGUUAUUACAUGGUUAUUGUAGUAAAUCAGUAUAUGUGAGGUUCAUUGUAAAAUCAAAACUGUUGGUAGUGGAGAGAAGUUUCGAUGUUCAAGCUGUUAGAAUAAAUAAUACUUGCUUACGAAUGCACUGAAGCUAAUCAAAACUGACCUAGGAAAACUUCAGAAUGUUUGUAUGAUUGUAGCUUACUUUUUUGUUAACCUUAUAAACGUCAUGUUCAUGCGACAAUUUCCUUACAAAUCAAAAUGUACAUUGAGACUAGAUCAGAGCGAAAUUGCUGGGACCAAAGAAUUUUUUUUAUCUUCUUUCUGCCAAAUAUGAAUUAUUACCAUUGAGCAAAAUUCUGUUUUUUUUU